Penicillium chermesinum is the source of this 1359-nucleotide messenger RNA. Its product is annotated as glycoside hydrolase family 7 protein. The transcript has 3 exons. Bases 1 to 1359 code for a protein of 452 amino acids. Gene Ontology annotation, molecular function: hydrolase activity, hydrolyzing O-glycosyl compounds. The record is from RefSeq and is a predicted model, not a curated record. NCBI's taxonomy places the organism in Eukaryota, Fungi, Ascomycota, Eurotiomycetes, Eurotiales, Aspergillaceae. Gene Ontology annotation, biological process: carbohydrate metabolic process.
AUGCAUCAGCAAGCCUUUCUCUUGUCUGCUAUCAUCGCAGCUGUUCGAGCCCAGCAAGCUGGUACUCUUACAGCUGAGAACCACCCGUCUCUGACCUGGCAGCAAUGCACCUCCAGUGGCUGCACUGACCAGGCCGGCGAAGUAGUUAUUGAUGCCAAUUGGCGUUGGCUUCAUUCAACCAGUGGCUCUACUAACUGCUACACUGGAAACACGUGGGACACCUCUCUCUGUCCCAAUGACGAGACGUGUGCAAAGAACUGUGCCCUGGAUGGCGCCAACUACCAGUCAACCUACGGUAUCACGACCACCGGCGACUCUCUGUCCAUUGACUUUGUCACUGGCGCGAACAUCGGCUCCCGUCUCUUCCUCAUGGAGGACGAAAACACCUACAAAUCGUUCAAGCUGCUCAACAGAGAAUUCACCUUCGAUGUGGAUGUUUCGAACCUCCCCUGCGGUCUCAACGGUGCUCUGUACUUUGUCUCCAUGGACGCAGAUGGUGGUGUAGCGAAGUAUCCUGCCAACAAAGCCGGUGCCAAAUACGGCACUGGAUACUGCGACUCGCAGUGUCCUAGGGAUCUGAAGUUCAUCAAUGGAGAGGCCAACGUGGACGGCUGGGUUCCUUCCACCAGCGACCGCAACGCUGGAAUCGGUAACCACGGCUCUUGCUGCGCAGAGCUGGAUAUCUGGGAAGCAAACAGUAUCUCCACGGCCCUGACUCCUCACCCGUGCGACACCGCCACCCAGACUAUGUGCGAGGGCGACAAUUGCGGCGGCACCUACUCCUCCUCCCGCUAUGCUGGUACUUGCGACCCCGACGGCUGCGACUUUAACCCUUACCGCAUGGGCAACAAGACCUUCUUCGGCCCCGGCAAGAUCGUCGACACCAAGUCCAAGAUGACCGUCGUCACCCAGUUCCUCACCUCGGACGGCACCGACAGCGGCACCCUCAGCGAGAUCAGGCGCUUGUACGUCCAGAACGGCAAAGUGAUCGCCAACUCAGCAUCCGACAUCAGCGGCGUCUCCGGCAACUCCAUCAACGCGAAGUACUGCACGGCUCAGAAGAAGGCUUUCGGAGACCAGGAUAUCUUCGCUCAGCACGGCGGCCUGUCGGCCAUGAGCAAGGGACUGGAGGCGGGCAUGGUGCUUGUCAUGAGCUUAUGGGAUGACCACCACUCCAACAUGAACUGGCUUGACAGCAAUGAUCCCGACACUGGCUCUGCAAGCACUCCUGGCGUUGCUCGUGGUACAUGCAGCACUACGGCAGGAGACCCGCAGACUGUUGAGUCCCAGUCACCUGGGUCCAAUGUUGUCUUCUCCGCUAUCAAGUUUGGGCCGAUUGGAUCGACUUACUCCUCGUAA